Messenger RNA from Lates calcarifer (barramundi perch), 7381 nucleotides. RefSeq names its product SWI/SNF related, matrix associated, actin dependent regulator of chromatin, subfamily a, member 2 (gene smarca2). Gene Ontology annotation, molecular function: histone binding; ATP binding; DNA binding. The coding region runs from base 158 to 4999 and encodes 1613 amino acids. Lineage: Eukaryota; Metazoa; Chordata; Actinopteri; Centropomidae. Gene Ontology annotation, biological process: positive regulation of transcription by RNA polymerase II. The record is from RefSeq and is a predicted model, not a curated record. Gene Ontology annotation, cellular component: nucleus. The transcript has 34 exons.
CAGAAAAAACUUUAGCAUGUCAGCAAAACAACACGGAGGGGGAGUGAACUUAUGGACAGCAGUCAUAUUUUGAAGAAACAUUAUAAUAUUUUCAUCUAAUUGUGAGCAGUUUCAGUUCAGCCGGAAGCUGUCUGGUAUCCCGCCAGCAGUUCAGUAGAUGUCCACCCCCUCAGACACAUCAGGUGGUAUGUCCCAUCCUGGCCCUUCUCCGGGGGCAGGUCUAUCCCCAGGGCCCAUCUUGGGCCCCAGCCCAGGACCAGACCCCUCACCAGGCUCUGUUCACAGUAUGAUGGGACCCAGUCCUGGACCUGGGACACCCAAUGCACCUCAUGGCAUGCAGGGCCAGGGGCAAAGUGAUUACUCUCAGGACGGCAUGUAUCCUUUGCACAAGCCCAUGGAGGGGAUGAAUGAUAAGACAAUGGCAGACGCGAUCCACUUUGGCCACAUGAAAGGUGUAGGGAUGAGAUCUCUGCAUAGUGGAAUGGGGCCUCCACAGAGUCCCAUGGACCAGCACAGUCAAGGAUACAUGUCCCCUCAUCCAUCCCCCAUGGGUGUCCACGAGCAUGCUUCUAGCCCCAUGUCAGGAGGUGGAGGAGGUGGGGGACCUACACCACCCCACAUGCCUCCCUCCCAGUCAGGCCCUAUGAUGCCCAUGGAUCCCCAGGGUGGCAUGCCCAACAUGUCCAACAUGUCCAACAUGUCCAACAUGUCCAACAUGGGCCAGCAGGGGCGAGGACCUUCUGCUUUCAGCCCAGUCCAGCUGCAGCAGCUCAGAGCUCAGAUCCUGGCCUACAAAAUCCUGGGCCGCGGGCAACCUCUUCCUGAAAACCUUCAACUGGCUGUUCAGGGCAAGAGGAGCCUACCCACAAUGCAACAGCAGCAGCAGCAGCAGCAGCAGCAGCAACAACAACAACAGCAACAACAGCAACAGCAGCAGCAGCAGCAGCAGCAGCCGGCACCUAGUGCUAGUCCUUACAACAGACCUCCAGGUAUGGCAAUGGCACCUAUAGGUGGACCGCAAUCAAGUCCCUGCCCAACCCCUGUGAUGCAAGGACACAAUCAAAGCACUGGACCCAAGCCGUGGUCUGAUGGUCAGGGUGCUGAAAAUCAAGCCAGUGCCCAGAAGCACCUCACCCCUGCUUCCAGUGGACGUCCGUCCCCUGCACCACCUCAGGCCGCUGCUGUGCCACCGGGGCCCAUGCCAGGCAGCUCAGUGACCCCUCAGCCUCCUGGGCAGCAGGUGUCCCCCAUGCUACAGAUGCAGCAGAAGCAGAACCGUGUAACGCCAAUCCAGAAACCCCAGGGAUUAGACCCGGUGGGGAUCCUGCAGGAGAGAGAGUACAGAUUGCAGGCUCGGAUUGCACAUCGAAUCCAGGAGCUGGAGAGUCUGCCAGGCUCCCUGCCCCCAGAUCUGAGGACUAAAGCCACAGUGGAACUCAAGGCACUGCGUCUGCUCAACUUCCAGCGGCAGCUGAGGCAGGACGUGGUGGCGUGCAUGAGACGGGACACAACCCUGGAGACGGCCCUCAACUCGAAGGCUUACAGACGUAGCAAGCGACAGACGCUGAGGGAGGCACGCAUGACUGAGAAGCUGGAGAAGCAGCAGAAGCUUGAGCAGGAGAAGAAGCGUAGACAGAAACACCAGGAAUAUCUUAACAGUAUCCUUCAGCAUGCUAAGGACUUCAAAGAGUAUCACCGCUCAGUGUCUGGUAAAAUCCAGAAACUCACCAGAGCUAUCGCCAACUGGCACACCAACACAGAGCGGGAGCAGAAGAAGGAGACUGAGAGAAUCGAGAAGGAGAGGAUGAGGAGACUUAUGGCAGAAGAUGAGGAAGGCUAUCGAAAGCUAAUUGACCAAAAGAAAGACAAGCGUCUGGCCUACUUGCUGCAGCAGACAGAUGAGUAUGUGGCCAACCUCACCACCCUGGUGUAUGAACAUAAAGCUGCUCAAGCUGCCAAGGAGAAGAAGAGGAGGAGGAAGAGAAAGAAGAAGGUGGAUGGAGAUGGUGAAGGCACCAGCGCCAUUGGACCUGAUGGAGAGCCAAUGGAUGAGAGCAGCCAAAUGAGUGAGCUGCCAGUCAAAGUGAUUCAGACAGAGACUGGGAAGGUUUUGCAGGGAACGGAUGCUCCCAAAUCCAGCCAGCUGGAGGCUUGGCUCGAGAUGAACCCUGGGUAUGAAGUCGCCCCGCGGUCAGACAGCGAGGAGAGCGGCUCCGAGUUUGAAGAGGAGGAGGAAGAGGAGGUGGCCAAGGCAGAAACAGAGGAGAAGAAGAUAAUCGAUCCCAACGGAGAUGUAGUGUCUGUGAAGGCUGCCAAGCACAUCAUCGAGUCGGCCAAGCAGGACGUGGACGAUGAGUACAGUGUUCCCACUGGACAAACCAGCUCCCAGUCUUACUAUGGCGUCGCCCACGCUGUCAUUGAGAGGGUGGAGAAGCAGUCGUCACUGCUGAUCAACGGCAUGCUCAAACAGUAUCAGAUCCAGGGGCUGGAGUGGAUGGUGUCCCUAUACAACAACAAUCUAAACGGCAUCCUGGCUGAUGAGAUGGGCCUCGGCAAAACCAUCCAAACCAUCGCCCUUAUCACCUACCUGAUGGAGCACAAGAGGCUCAACGGUCCCUAUCUCAUCAUCGUUCCUCUCUCGACUUUGUCUAACUGGGUUUAUGAACUUGACAAGUGGGCACCCUCUGUGGUCAAAAUUGCUUACAAGGGCACCCCUGCUUUGCGCCGUGGGCUCGUGCCUCAGCUCCGCAGCGGGAAAUUCAACGUCUUGCUGACCACCUAUGAAUACAUCAUCAAGGACAAGCACAUCCUGGCCAAGAUUCGUUGGAAGUACAUGAUUGUGGACGAGGGUCACCGCAUGAAGAACCACCAUUGUAAAUUGACCCAGGUGUUGAACACCCAUUAUGUGGCUCCCCGCCGCCUCCUCCUCACCGGCACACCGCUGCAGAACAAACUGCCUGAGCUGUGGGCCCUGCUCAACUUCCUCCUGCCCACCAUCUUCAAGAGCUGCAGCACCUUCGAGCAGUGGUUCAACGCACCAUUCGCCAUGACAGGAGAGAGGGUCGACCUAAAUGAGGAGGAGACCAUCCUUAUUAUUCGGCGUUUGCAUAAGGUGCUCCGCCCCUUCCUGCUGCGCAGACUGAAGAAAGAGGUGGAGUCUCAGCUGCCAGAGAAGGUGGAGUACGUCAUAAAAUGUGACAUGUCUGCCAUACAGAAGGUUCUGUACCGCCACAUGCAGAAAGGCAUCCUCCUCACUGACGGUUCAGAGAAAGACAAGAAGGGCAAAGGAGGUGCGAAGACCCUGAUGAACACCAUCAUGCAGCUGAAGAAGAUCUGCAACCAUCCAUACAUGUUCCAGCACAUUGAGGAAUCUUUUGCUGAGCACCUGGGCUAUCCAAACGGCAUAAUCAACGGGCCUGAUCUGUACCGAGCAUCUGGGAAGUUUGAGCUCCUCGAUCGCAUCCUACCGAAGCUCCAGGCCACCGGCCACAGAGUCCUGCUGUUCUGCCAGAUGACCACUCUCAUGACAAUCAUGGAGGAUUACUUCACUUACCGCAACUUUCAGUACUUACGUCUUGAUGGAACCACCAAGUCUGAGGACCGAGCUGCACUGCUGAAGAAAUUUAACGAGGAAGGAUCUCAGUACUUCAUCUUCCUGCUCAGCACAAGAGCCGGUGGCCUCGGCCUCAACCUGCAGGCAGCUGACACUGUCGUCAUCUUUGACAGUGACUGGAAUCCUCACCAGGACCUUCAGGCUCAGGACCGGGCUCACCGCAUCGGUCAGCAGAACGAGGUGCGUGUGCUUCGUCUCUGCACCGUCAACAGUGUGGAGGAGAAAAUCCUUGCAGCUGCCAAAUACAAACUGAACGUGGAUCAGAAGGUCAUCCAGGCGGGCAUGUUCGACCAGAAGUCCUCGAGCCACGAGCGCCGUGCUUUUCUCCAGGCCAUUUUAGAGCAUGAGGAGCAGAAUGAGGAGGAAGAUGAGGUACCUGAUGAUGAAACCCUCAAUCAGAUGAUAGCUCGCAAUGAAGAUGAAUUUGAGCUCUUCAUGCGUAUGGACAUGGACCGACGCCGGGAGGACGCCAGAAACCCGAAGCGUAAACCUCGCCUAAUGGAGGAGGACGAGCUGCCUUCUUGGAUCAUCAAAGAUGAUGCUGAGGUUGAACGGCUCACGUACGAAGAGGAGGAGGAGAAGAUGUUCGGCCGAGGAUCGCGCUGUCGUCGGGACGUUGACUACAGUGACACGCUGACUGAAAAACAGUGGCUGCGGGCCAUCGAGGAUGGAAACCUGGAAGAGAUGGAGGAGGAGAUCCGACUGAAAAAGCGCAAACGCAAGAGACGUCAGGACAAGGACUCGUCAAGCAGAGACGAUGGCAGCGGCAAGGCCAAGAAGCGACGAGGACGUCCACCCGCAGAGAAACUCUCCCCCAACCCCCCCAAACUCACCAAGCAAAUGAACACCAUCAUCGAUACAGUGAUCAACUACAGAGACGGGUCAGGAAGACAACUAAGUGAAGUCUUUGUCCAACUACCAUCCAGGAAAGAGCUCCCAGAAUAUUAUGAGCUGAUCAGAAAACCUGUGGACUUCAAAAAGAUCAAGGAACGUGUGAGAAAUCAUAAAUACAGGAACGUGGGAGACCUGGAGAAGGACGUGAUGCUGCUCUGCCACAACGCCCAGACCUUCAACCUGGAGGGAUCCCAGAUAUACGAAGACUCAAUUGUCCUUCAGUCUGUGUUCAAGAGUGCCAGGCAGAAAAUUGCCAAGGACGAAGACAGUGAUGACGACAGCGACGAGGAUGAUGAUGAUGAGGAUGAGUCAGAGGCCGAGGCCAAGUCGGUGCGGGUUAAGAUCAAGCUGAGUAAGGAGGCGCGGAGCCACGACAAAGGCAAGAAGAGGCAAAGCCGAGGGAAGGCCAAGCCGGUGGUCAGCGACGACGACAGCGACGAGGACCAGGACGAUAUUGAUCAGUCAGACAAGAGCAAGAGCGAUGAUGAGUGAGGAGGGGGAUGCAAGGACACGAGGAUAUUGCUUAUAGCACUUACAAAAAAAGGACAAUAUCUUCCAUUACUGUCAUUCAGGUGCAUAUUCUGUAUUUUUAUGUUUUAAUUUUACUUCAUUUGUCCUCUUUUGUCUGUUUGUAGUGUGUAUUGUCGUACCUUCUCCCACCAGCUUGGAAAUGUAUUACUAAUAAUCGAUAAGCUACAGCAAUACCAAUCUGCUUAUAUUCCUGUUUUUAAAACAAUUUUGUAGUAUAUUUUUUAACUCUGUGCUUUAACUAAGAUUUAAAUUCUGUACGAACAAAAGGAAAAGGAAAAAAAAGAUUUGGUCAUGCCACACGCGCUUUGCUUUAUUUGUACUUGCUUGCUUGCACUUUUAGAAAAUGAAAUCUUAAUAUCCAAAUUUAAAAAAAAUGGGUAAUAAAAACUAAAAUAUAUAUAUAACACCAAGGACAUCCAAGUCAAUUUGGAGAGUCACUGGUGAUUUAAAAAAAAAGAAACAAAAAAGGCAAUCAAGUUUUUAAUUUUUUGAUUUAUUGUUUCACCUUGUGCAGUGCCAAAAUGUUGAAAUGUGGAGACGUUGAUCGUUCGCUAAAGCCCGCCCCCGACUACAUGAUUGUCCAAUCAUUGCUUAGCAACCGUAGCUAGGCUAAAAAGGCCAGCCUCUCAGAUGAGAAGAUUUCCUCCUUCUCUUUGUAAACUGAGUAUUUUUGGGAGUUUAAACUUGCCAUCAAACAAAACUAAGACUUUUUCUCAUUUGACAUUUCAUUGACUUAUCAAGGCACAUUAAUGGACAAAGAAAAUAAUCCUUAGGUGCUCAUCGUUAACUACCUACGUUAAUUUGUUGGGUAAAAUCGGUUAAGUUUAAAAAGCUCCAAUCACAACUAGCAGAUGUACUGUGAAGUAUUUCUGCACUAUGUGGAGGCUGAUCCUGGAUGCUGUUAGAUUUUCUGUUACACAACACAACUGUUAGUGCUUUAAGUGAAAGCUGAAAGCUUACUGUAGUAAAGUUACAAGUGAAAAUAUACUGUUUGAAAAGAGUAAAAGUAUGUAAGCUGUUUCCUGAUCAUGAGCUGUUGAGGAUUCUGACUUUUUGCUUGUAGCUUUAGCUUCAGUCCUUCAGUCCUAUAUUCUCAUUUUAAAAUGAGUCACCAGAGUCAGUGUUUAACCAACUCAUGGAGCUAACAUUAGCCUAGUCACCUGGGCUUUUACAGCAGAUUAAAAUCUGACAGCAGCGGUUGCAACAAACCGUUAUCUUCAUAAGCAGUUAACUGUUUAUCGUUGGUCAGUUAAAUGACAAAAAAUGCUGCUCACAACUUUGUUCAACCAACGGUCCAAGAUCCAAAGAUAUUCAGUUUGUCAUGAUGAGAAAUAGGAAAUCCUCCCACUUCAGAGGCUGAAAGCUGAAAUAGUCAGUUUUUCUGUCAAUCGACUAAUCAGCUCCAGAUCAGUUUCAAAAGUUACUCUGAAUUUUAAAAGCUCAUCAGACGUAGCAUCAGGGCUUAGCGAACAGUCACUUACGAUUGUGAAAGUUGAGAUUUAUGUACCUUUGAGCCAAUAUGACAAAAUGUCAGCAGUUGCCUGAUGAUUUACAGAUUCAUUUGAGGUGGCCAUAAAUGCUGAAUGCUUUUUAAAUUGCUUUUACUAAGAAAAAUGUAACCUUAUGUUAUAGAGGCAGCACUUCAUUUAGAUAAGUCCAUGUGUUUCAUGUAUGUUUUCCUCUAAUGUUCUCAAGUUGUUGUGAAUCAGAGCAGAGGCUCUGAACUUUGUUGUAAUGAUUUUCUCACACAGAGAAGGUGCGUUUGGGUCGUUUUUGAUUGAGAAACUGGGCCUUCACAGCAACAUCUCACUGUAGGCAGCAGAUUCACGGGGAAACACCUUGUUUUGUUGAGUAAAACCAGCAUCUAUCGUAGCAUUAGAUGUAGCUUUUUAAAGCGUCCGAACUUGUUACACCAUGCAGUCCUGUUGCAGUGAACAGAUUGUAAAGAAACAGGUCUUAGCUGGAUUUUUGCAGAUUAUUAAACGGUAGACACACAUCACAAAGAAAACAGUAUUAUGGGUUUAAAAAUCUGAUUUGAAUGACAUUGAAUAUAGCAGUAUAUUUUAAACAAUGUAUUAAUUUUUACAUUUGGAUUGAUGUGUUUGUGUUGCUUGUGUAUUAGUUUUGAGCCCUCAUGUUAUCGGUUUAUAUGUUGUUUGUAGCAUGAACUCUUCUGGCAGUAUACCGUGUACAUGCAGAUAUAUCAUUUUGGUUUGUGUAAUACUGUAUGUGCUUGCCGACUCUCCAUAAGUGUGACUUAAUCUUUGCUUUCUUUGCACAGUGUCUGUGGUUGUAUCUCAUAGCCCAGGGCAAAUAAAAUCUCACAGAUUUUCAGCACAAAAA